Messenger RNA from Xyrauchen texanus (razorback sucker), 3943 nucleotides. It is a transcript of the gene frmpd2, whose product is annotated as FERM and PDZ domain containing 2. The transcript is spliced from 27 exons. Bases 1 to 3396 code for a protein of 1131 amino acids. The record is from RefSeq and is a predicted model, not a curated record. Lineage: Eukaryota; Metazoa; Chordata; Actinopteri; Cypriniformes; Catostomidae. Gene Ontology annotation, molecular function: protein binding. Gene Ontology annotation, cellular component: cytoskeleton.
AUGGUUUGCAGAAUGAGCACAUUUGUGACCCUUGCAGAGGUGCUGGAGUCACGGGGAGCGCCUCUGGAGGAGGAUGAGGUUUGGGCUCUCCUCCUGGGUGCAACAGAAGUAUUGAUAGACAUCUCCAGUAAAGAUCCUGGCAACAUGUGCCUGGUCAUCAGCCCUGGUUCCAUGCUCCUUUCCACAAGCGGCAGCAUUGCCUUUAAGACCUGCAGUCGUUCUGAGGAUAUGAGCUCAUUUACUUCCCCAGAAAUGUCACAGAGGAACUCUUCCACCAGGAGGCAGGCCAAAGAGAAGAUGGUGGUUUACUCACUGGGCAUGACACUCUAUUGGACAGUGGAUUAUCAACUUCCUCAAAAUCAACCUGUCCAGCUCAGUGACAAUCUGAACAGCCUCUUACUGAGCAUGUGUGAGGACGUGGCUCUCAAACGGGUGAACCUACUUACAGUGCUGGAGACGUGUGAGCAACAUCAUAAGAAUGCUCUCCUUUCCCGACCAGAGAGAGUAAUCAGGCAGAUGUCAGAGGAUGUACUACAGGUGGAAAAACCCCCAAAUGAUGCAACUCGUCUCACAGACCGAAGCCAGAUGGUUAGAGAAAGACUUAGAGGUGCUUCAUGUCAAAACUUUGUUUGGCUUGUAAAAGGGAACAGCACACCAUCACAAGCAGAUUUUAACAGUUGUCACAGUUCACAGCAGAGAAGCUGUAAUAGCACUUGGCUGACCCAAAGUCCUUGUCUCGACAGACAUCACCUGUUCAACUCAAGGACAAAUCAGUUAUAUGGCUCCUCAGUUAGCCUUAAUGGAAGGAAAAUAAAGGGAAAUGGCCCAGAGUUCAUCAGAAUGUUGGAGGAGCCUCUCGUCAUUUUAGAGCUGCCUAAUUCUAUUGUGUCAAACAGAGGGAGAUCAAGUUCAAACCAAAGGGACUUGACAGUUAUAAUGCCAAAUGGACAGAACAUUCUCAUCAAGUGUGAUGUCAAGUCGAGAGGGGGGGAUGUCUUUGAUAUGAUCAUCGCUCAUUCAAACCUUGUGGAACAUUUUUACUUUGGCCUUGCUUACAGUGAUGAUGAUGAAUUUUUCUUUCUUGACAAUGAAACAAAAAUUUCAAAAGUUGCCCCCUACAGCUGGAAAAAAGUGCCCACUUCCACAUUUGUGCUUCAUUUCCGCGUCAAGUUUUUUGUGAAUGACAUCUCUCUUCUUCUCAACAAGCUGACCUGUCAUCAGUACUAUCUCCAGUUGAGACGGGACAUUUUGGAAGACAGGUUACCCUGUAAUGAGGAGACCUGCUUGUUUCUUGGUGCCUUGGCUCUCCAAGCCGAGUUUGGGGACAGUAUGCCCGAGGUUUAUGGGAAAAACUACUAUCAGCCAGAGCACUAUGUUUCUAAGAGAGUUUUGCAGAAAAUGGCAAUGCCUUGCCUGAAAGAAGAGUUGCUGCGGUUACAUGCCAACAAUGCAAACAUGGUUGCUGACGAGUCAGAGCUAGAGUUUCUCAAGACUAUUCAACAGCUUCCAGAGUACGGAGUGCUGUUUCACCGUGUGACCCGUGAGAAGAAGCCUGUCUUUGAAGAGCUUGUCCUGGGAGUUUGUGCCAAAGGCAUCAUUGUGUAUGAAGUUAUAAAUAACUCCCGCACCGCAAGCCUUAGAUUUCAGUGGAGAGAGACUACCAGUAUCACCUCGACUCGAUGUAAAUUCGUCAUUGAGAGCAGCACCAAUAAAAAGAAGCACACCUUUCUGACGGAAAAUUCAAAAGUUGCCAAAUACCUCUGCAACCUCUGCUCUGCACAGCACAAGUUUCACAAAGAGAUGAGCUCUCGCCAACUCAGCCACAGCCUUGCUUCAGAGGAGAGUAUCGUGCAGUAUGCAGCCAUGUGCAGGGCCCAGAAUAAUCUGACGAGUAGGUUGUCUGAGGUAGCACUUAACGAUGGACGCCUCAACACCACUCCUGAUGACUCUAUGAGCAAGCUCUGUGAGGACAUUGCUAUGCGGAUUGAGACAAAGAUCAAACAACAGAGAGACUUAUUAGACCACACAGGAAGCCAAAGUCCAUUUCAGCAGAGAAGUUAUUUUAGCUCUCAAAAGAGAUGCUCUGAAGUCCCUUCAAUGUCUUCCGCCCAAAGAGAUACAAUAAUUUCACGACCACCAGAGAGGGAAAUAAUCUGUGUUACCCUCAAAAAGGAUCCAAAAGGUGGCCUUGGUAUUGUAAUUGUUGGAGAAGACAACACUGGGAGACUGGACCUUGGUAUCUUCAUUGCGUCCGUUGUACCUGGAGGCCCAGCUGACAACGAUGGACGCAUCAAACCAGGUGGUCGACUGAUCUCUCUCAACCAGAUCAGCUUGGAGGGCGUGUCCUUCAGUGAAGCUGCUAACAUCAUGCAGAACAGCUCUAAUGAGGUGGAACUUAUUGUCUCACAGCAAAAAGGUCUCAAUAAGUGUGGUGGCAGCGGUAAUCUGGCAGAGAGGAGCUACGAUUCCCAGAGUACUAUACUGGUUGACAAUCGAGCAGGGGAUGAUGAUUUGGAUGAGCUGGUCAGUGUUAUGAUGACCCCUAAAUCCAUGAGCAGGCUUCAUGUUCCUGAGGUCCGCAUUGUAAAUGCACAGGAUGAUUAUUCCCGGUCAUCAUCUUUGAUCAGCCUGAGACCUGAAGAGUUUAUAGUGAUGCUUCGGAAAUCUGGGGGCAGUCUUGGCAUCAGCAUUGCUGGAGGGGUGAAUACAAGUCUUCGCUAUGGAGGUAUUUACAUCAAGAGCCUGGUACCUGGUGGAGCAGCGGAACAAGAUGGGCAGAUCCAGCCAGGAGACAGACUGUUGGAAGUGGAUGGCAUCAGACUGCAGGGAUUAACAGAUCAGCAGGCUGCUGAGUGCUUGGCAAGAACAGGAGAGGUGGUGAGUCUGAUACUGGAGAGGGAUGGAGGCUCUGUGCUGCCUCGAGGCCCAGCAAGCCCUCGGUUAGGGAACAUGCUCACUGUCCACAAACCAGCUCCUGUAGGGACACAGAUGAGGAACAGCUGUCCUGCCAUCACCAUGACAAGACCCUUUGUGGUCAAGCACAGAGACUACAGCUUUGUGUCUGAUGAUAACAUCCUGGAGGUGACCCUGAAGAAGAGACUGAACGGUCUGGGCUUCAGUUUUUUCGUCACAGAGCUGGACACUUCCCUUGACUGUGGCAAUAUUGUACGAAUAAGGACACUGUUCCCUGGUCAGCCUGCAGAGGAGAGUGGCAAGAUUCAGGAAGGAGAUGUCAUACUGUCUAUUAAUGGAGAGCCACUGAAGGGGUUGUCCUAUCAGCGAGUGAUACCGUUAUUGAGGAAUUCUUCUUCAGAGGUUCAUCUUGUGCUUUGCCGCCCUGCUGAAGGAACACUGCCACCUAUUUCUGAGAAAAUAGGCCAACUGACCUGCAGCUGAACCAUCAAAGAUGUUAUAUGGGCAUUUAAUGAAGGUCUUCUCCAGGGAAAAAAGCCCAUAGAGGAAUCCUGUAUUAUGGGCGAUGAUGGAUCCUUUAGAGGGGUUUGAAUGAUUUUCUGAAUCAAAACUUAAAGCUGAAGUGGAGUUUAAAUCCACAUAUGCAGUUACAAAUAUUAAAAAAUGAUUGAAAUUAAAAUAGCUAAUUAAGAAUAUCAAAAAUCAGUCACAUUUGGCAUGUUUUCCAAUUCCGACAUCUCUGUAGCCAAACUGAUUUCUGGAAUGUUUCUGAAAUUCUUUGAAAAGAGGAUUUAAAUAGACUUGUCCAUAUGCUCUACUUCUGUUAACAAACAACUGCUGUUCUCAACUCAGUGUUUCAUGAUGUCAUCCUCUAAAUGUUACCGAAGAUCUGUGACGUACAAGGAUGUACUGGAUUAUCUCAGUCCAGCAUAUGGCCUAUAUCAUUUCACAAUGCCUUCAAUUUACAGGGACAUUUAAAAAUAUAUAUAUAUUGAGUGGUGCAACACAUUGACUUUUUUGUCAUAUAGCC